Drosophila suzukii is the source of this 1039-nucleotide messenger RNA. The record is from RefSeq and is a predicted model, not a curated record. NCBI's taxonomy places the organism in Eukaryota, Metazoa, Arthropoda, Insecta, Diptera, Drosophilidae.
GCGGGAGUCUAAGGAAAUGGACAGUGUAACAUUCUUUCAGGAGUGGACUAAAUUUAGCUACGCUAAAGUAACCGAUCUGCAAAACUUGCUUUUUUCUCAAUGGGAUAACUUUAAAUCAAAGAUUUUCGGUUAUUAUAUGGAAAACAUAACAAAUGAGUACUGCAAGAAGCUGCUAACUCAAAUUGGCGAGACUUCCCAGAUUGGAUUAUCUUUACACAAUUUUUCUCAAUGCUGUCCUUCCAACGACGUGUCGUUUCUCGGAUCAUAUGGAGAAGAAAACAGGAAGGCAACCAUUACGGAUUGUCAGGAGAGUAAGGUCCUCAAAUUGAUCAAUCUGAACAACUACCAGACUAAAAUCAAUACGAUGAUAAACAAAUACUACAACGCAGGAAUGAAGUUGCUGGAAGGUUUGGAGGAUUCGGAUUAGUAAAGUUUUCUUCAUUCUUAGAAAGUUUUGAGAUGUGCUUCAAACUUUUCCAAGUACUGGGUCUUGAAUACCCCUUCACAGCAAGCUUGGUUGCUCUUCCAAUUUUUUUUUUAUCCUUGACACAAUCUAUGAUUCAAAAUCCUCAUCUCUGGCUUUGCUACUGAACUUUUUAAAAUCAUCUUAAUCUGUAUUAUUAUUACAGCCUAUUUCGAUUUAUCAAAAUAAAGACAAAAUGUUUAAAUAAAACCGAUUCAGUUCGUUGUGAACAGAAUAACUGUCAUCAAGUUUUUACAAACCUCUAUACCUUUGGAAUGCAUUUAGAUAGAUGUCAUAAGGUGAACAUUAUUGAACAGCAACCAACUGUGAUGGAACCGGCUUCCAUUUCUUCUGAGUUCAUUUCUAUUGAAAAUGUUGUUGAAGUCGACAAUGAAAUUAUUUCUUGCUUGGCAUCGAGCGAAUAUGAUGAUAUUGUUAGCAACAUUAGUUUUCCUGCUUCCCUUAAUAACUUGGAUGACUUAAAAACAAAAGCUCUUCUGCUAUCAAUAGAAACGUCUGACUUAAACUCGAUGCCCCGAAAACAAGUUUCUAAAUUACAAAAUAUGAUUUCAACCA